AUGGAAGGAGACAAGAACAGGAAUAAGGGAGAGGGGCGGCUGUGCCCGGAUGGAGAGGUGCGAGCACCUCAGGAGGCCGGUCCCCUGUGGAGACUAGUUAGCCAGGUGGAGCUACUACCAACUUUGCAGACACUGCCAGGCAGCACAUCCUGCUGUGUGGGAGACACUAAGGACCUUCUCCUGCGAUCCCUCCUGUCCCCGACCGCCAAGAAGAAGAAGGUGCUGCAGGACUUAGGACCUCUCAGUGAAACUACAGGACACAGCAAUGAUGUGGGGGUUGGCAGGAGGAACACACGGAAGUGUCAGAUACUAUCAGGGCCCGAGAAAGUGAAGAUUUACCACAUUGCCAUCCAGAUAGAGGAUUUAUUUUUUGAAAAUAAAAGUGAUGUAUUUGAAUACUACUGGGUAUAUACUUACUACACUAGUAUUUUGCAGUGUAUGCAGCCAUGCAUGGGCCAAUGGGAUGCAGUUUCGCAACAGUGUCAGAAGAAAUGUGAGAAGCACCAUGAAUGUGUGACCAGCUGUGAGUUCUUAAAAUCUCUUAAAAUGAACAAGCAGGGAGAUUGUCCUCCUCCACACAGAGCAUCUGGGUUCGCUGCUGCUUGUGUGUUAAGCUGCAGUAUUGACAGAGACUGCCCUGGCAUAAAGAAGUGCUGUGCCAAUGGAUGUGGUUUCACCUGCCAGGCGCCAAUUAAUAAGAUUAAAGGCAUGCCAUUAAAACCUAACACUGAUUUCAUAUUUAAUGAACAUCUCAAUGGAAGCGUAGAAAUCGCAUGGAAAUCUAGAUUCAACGUCUCUGCAGAGCCAGUUUUGUAUGUCCUGCAAAGAAGAUGGAAUUAUGGCAUUCAGCCCAGUGAGGAUCAGUCUACAUCAUGGCAAACAGUAACAGUGACAGCAACACAUCACUUCAGUAUGACAGACAUAAGGUCAAGCAGAUGGUAUCAGUUCAGAGUAGCAGCAGUCAAUGUACAUGGAACACAAGGCUUCACCAGCCCAAGUAAACACUUUCUCUCAAGCAAAGGCAAACACUGA
This is a messenger RNA of Nanorana parkeri, 1032 nucleotides long. Its product is annotated as anosmin-1-like. Gene Ontology annotation, molecular function: protein binding; peptidase inhibitor activity. The record is from RefSeq and is a predicted model, not a curated record. Gene Ontology annotation, cellular component: extracellular region; cell surface. The transcript has 8 exons. NCBI's taxonomy places the organism in Eukaryota, Metazoa, Chordata, Amphibia, Anura, Dicroglossidae. The coding region runs from base 1 to 1032 and encodes 343 amino acids. Gene Ontology annotation, biological process: neuron differentiation.